AUGCGGGCCAAUUUUCUCCUCGCCGCCGCGGCCUGCCUCGGCCUGACCUCUGCGCUGCCCACUGAAGACGUUGCUGCCCUCGAGGAGCGUCAGACGCGUGUGCCCACCAUCUUCCUCUGUGGUGACAGCACCGUGGCCACCGUCGGUGCCAGCAGCCAGACUCAGGGCUGGGGCGCGUUCCUCCAGUACUCGUUCCAGACGUCCAAGGCCGUUGUCGACAACCGAGCCAUUGGCGGGCGUAGCGCUCGUUCGUACACGCGCGAGGGCCGCUUCGACACUGUCGCCAACCUGGCGCAGUCUGGUGACUGGGUCGUCAUCGAGCUCGGCCACAACGAUGGUGGCUCCCUGUCCACCGACAACGGCCGCUCCGCCUGCUUCGGAGACGGAGAACAGACGUGCAGCACCGUGUACAACGGUGUCGCCGAGACCGUUCUCACGUUCCCCAAGUACCUGAAGAACGCCGCCAACAAGAUGCUUGCCAAGGGCGCCAAGGUCAUCAUCUCGACCUCUACCCCCAGGAACGUCUGGCAGACCGGCUCGUACGCCUGGUCUCCCAACCGCUUCCACUACUACGGCUGGCUCGCCGCCCAGCAGCUCGGCGGCCCCGCCAAGGGCGUCUACUUCCUGCCCCACGGCGAGUACGGCGCGCAGGCGCAGAGGAACCUCGGCGCCUCCACCGUCAACGGCGGCUACCCCGUUGACCACCUCCACCCCGGACCUUUCAUCGCCGACGCCAUGGCCAAGUCUUUCGUGCUGGCGCUGCGCUGCGGCAGCACCGCGCUCGGCGGCCUCGUCCGCAACUCGACCUCGUCGCUGACCUCGACCUACCUUGGUCCUUGCAUUGGCGCCGCCAACUCGACCAUCUCUGCUCUCCUGCGCUGA
This is a messenger RNA of Verticillium nonalfalfae, 882 nucleotides long. RefSeq lists its product as uncharacterized. The coding region runs from base 1 to 882 and encodes 293 amino acids. The record is from RefSeq and is a predicted model, not a curated record. Lineage: Eukaryota; Fungi; Ascomycota; Sordariomycetes; Glomerellales; Plectosphaerellaceae. Gene Ontology annotation, molecular function: hydrolase activity. The transcript has 3 exons.